AUGUCGGACAAUAUCCUGAUCCCAGUCCCGCAUUUCCAUGUCGAGCUCGCCGCCCUCGAUGCUCUACAUCCGGUUCACUACAGCCGCCGCCUUCUCAUCUUUCGCUGUGCGUCACUUUCUCAGCGGGAUGCUCAGCUGGCCGCCUUGAAGGUUGGCUUACAAGCCCUUGGCUUGCGGUGUGCUAUCUUGGGUGGCAUCGUCACUCCUCUACAACCUGCAGAGCUCAAUGGGACCAAUUCCAGUCCGGACUGGCGCACGAUCCGCCCUGACCGUGGCAUUGAACUGGUGGUGAAAGACCUCAGCGAGGAAUUGCCUUGUUUCGAGGAGCUUCAAGCGUCCGGGUUUCCGAUCACUCGACUCACCUAUGACCUGCUUGUGCCUGUGCCUCAGGACAUUGGCAAUGACAGGCCUUACGCUGCCUGCAAGAUCCAGUUCAGCACAAUCAAAGGCGGUGCUAUCCUCACGUGGGCAAUGUCACACUGUGUGGCUGACGGCAGCGGGAACAACGAGCUGAUGCGCGUCCUGAGUGAGGCUACGAAGCUCGCACAAGGGUGCGCUACGGACGACGUGCUCGCACAGGCUGCCGCCUCGACGCAGAUGGGGUUGGAUCGGAGAAUCAUGCGUGGCAUGUCGAGCGAGAUUCCAUUCAGGAUAGAAGAUCAUCCGGGAUAUAUGGCCAACCCGCCAAACCUGCCACCCAGCCAUCCUUUCGAGGCCACGUCGGCCGAGGUGUCUGUGCUGUUCUACAUCCCCGCAACUCGUGUAGCGCAGCUCAAAGCCGAUGCCACACAGCCGGGCGCACCACCGAUUUCGACACACGAUGCAAUAUGCGCCCUGAUAUGGCGGAGUCUCAUCCUGAUACGCAGCCAACGUCCCGCCGGAGCUCGGAACGUCCCCGCAUCCACGAUAACCAACCUAUUCAUGCCCUCGGAUGCCCGCCGCCACCUGGAUCUCCCGCCGUCAUACGUCGGCAACGCCGUCUACCAACUCUCCGUCUCACUCGAGCUCGGCACCCUCCUCGCCCCGCGUUCCGGGCUGCAGGAAGCUGCCAGCGCGGUCCGUGGCGCUAUCACAGCCGUCACUCCUCCUCUCGUCCGCAGUGUCAUCGCCGAAACGAACGAGAGAUGGGUGGAUUGGGCAUUUCUGAGCAGUUACACGUCGACCGGAGUGGCCAUGGGCACAGACUGGACGAGCUCGGCGCUCUAUCAACAGGAUUGGGGCACCGCAUUCGGUGGAGCCCCAGUGAGGUACAGAUAUCCCAGCGAGCCCGGGGUGAAUUGCAUCAUGCCCAAAUUGCCAGACGGCGCUGCAGAGGUGAUAGUGAGUGUAAUGGAAGGCGAAGUGGACAGGUUAAGCAGCGAGGAAUGUUUUGGGAAGUACAUCGAGCAGCCCCUCAAGAGUUGA
Fonsecaea multimorphosa CBS 102226 is the source of this 1404-nucleotide messenger RNA. RefSeq lists its product as uncharacterized. Gene Ontology annotation, molecular function: acyltransferase activity, transferring groups other than amino-acyl groups. The coding region runs from base 1 to 1404 and encodes 467 amino acids. The record is from RefSeq and is a predicted model, not a curated record. NCBI's taxonomy places the organism in Eukaryota, Fungi, Ascomycota, Eurotiomycetes, Chaetothyriales, Herpotrichiellaceae. The transcript is spliced from 2 exons.